GGGGUGUCUCACAGCGGAGAGGCAGGCAGGCAGUGGCGGCGUCGCAGCGCUACAACCAGAGCGGCUCUCGGGCUUUGUUUUGUGGAUGUGAAUGAGCUCCAUCACCUCCUCCAGAAAUGUGGACGGAUAUAAGGACAUUGCUACUUUUUCAUUUGUUAGUCCUGAAGCUUCAUCUAUCGGGAGCAACGGAUGAGUGUGAGGAUGGACAGUUCCAGUGUAACAACAAAAGGUGUAUCCCGACCAUCUGGAGGUGCGACGACGAUGACGACUGCUCAGACAACAGUGAUGAAGAAAACUGUCCCAGGAAAACCUGUGCCCCUACAGAGUUCGCCUGUUUAAAUGGCCAGUGUGUCCCGGGACGCUGGCGCUGCGAUGGUGAACCAGAGUGUCCCGACGGCUCUGAUGAGGCAGAGGAGACCUGCAGCAAACAGACGUGCCCUCCGGAGAAAUUUGACUGUGGUGGAUCCACCAACAAGUGUGUCUCGUUGUCAUGGAGAUGUGAUGGGGAGAAGGACUGCGAGAACGGGGCGGAUGAGGAGGACUGUGCUUCUGAUGCCAAGGCCUGUCCCAGUGGUGAGUUCAUGUGUGCCAACCGGAAGUGCUUGGCCACCGUCUACGUGUGCGACGGUGACGAUGACUGCGGAGAUGGCAGCGACGAGCUCAAGUGCACCUCCCCUCUCACCUGCGGGCCCAACCACCUCCGCUGUAACACCUCGGAGUGCAUUCCGCUCAUGUGGAGCUGCGACGGAGACCCCGACUGCUCUGACAGUUCAGACGAGGGUCCGGAGCGCUGUGGUGGGGAUGGGGCCCCGUACCCGCCGAACCGCAGGGCAAACUGCACCAUUGGAGAGUUUCGCUGCGCCAAUGGGGAGUGUGUGCGACUGACUUGGAAAUGUGAUGGAGAUCCAGACUGCAAGGACAAGUCUGACGAGUCUGACUGCCCCCUGUUGACGUGUCGUCCUGAUGAGUUCCAAUGUGGCGACGGUUCCUGCAUCCACGGCACCAAGCAGUGUAACAAGGUCCACGACUGUCUCGACCACAGUGAUGAAUCUGGCUGUGUCAACGCCACCAAAUGUGAGGGACCACUGAAGUUUCUGUGUAAGAACGGAGAGUGUAUCGAUAGUUCCAAGGUGUGUGACUCUGUCAAGGACUGCAAGGACCGAUCAGAUGAGCCCAAGAAAGAGUGUGGGCUGAAUGAGUGUAUGAUUAACAAUGGCGGCUGCUCUCAUGUCUGCAUGGACCGACCAAUCGGCUUUGAGUGUCAGUGCCCCACCGGCUACCAGCUGCUGGACAAAAAGACUUGUGGAGACAUUGAUGAGUGUGAGAACCCUGACGCUUGUAGCCAGAUCUGCAUCAACUACAAGGGGGACUUUAAGUGUGAAUGCUAUGAAGGUUAUGAGAUGGACCCUGUCACUAAAACCUGCAAAGCAGAGGGGAAAAGCCCUUACCUUCUGUUCACCAACCGGCACGAGAUCCGACGCAUUGACCUGGUGAAGAGGGAUUACAGCCAGGUGGUGUCCACCCAGAAGAAUGCAGUGGCUCUGGACCUGGAUGUGGCCAACAACCGUGUUUUCUGGUGCGAUCGCUUUCACCGAAAAAUCUACAGUGCCUUCAUCCAUGAGGCCAAUGACCCCUCCCAGCAGGUGCCGUUGGUGGAUUCAUCUCUGCAGACCCCUGUGGGGCUGGCUCUGGAUUGGCUCCAACACAACCUGUACUGGACCGACUCCGGAGACAAAUCCAUCUCCGUGGCCUCGGUGGACGGCACCAAGAGGCAUGUCCUCAUCAACACUGACCUGAGUGAACCCCGGGCCAUAGCGCUGGAUCCCCACCACGGCUUUAUGUACUGGUCUGACUGGGGCACGCAAGCAAAGAUAGAGAAGGCCGGGAUGAAUGGAGUGGACCGACAGGUGCUGGUGGCUGAUAACAUUGAAUGGCCCAAUGGCAUCACUUUAGAUGUAGCAAACAGGCGUCUGUACUGGGUGGACUCUAAGCUGCACCUCAUAGCCAGCGUGGACCUGAACGGAGCUCACCGCAGAACACACAUGUCGUCUGCAGAGAGACUGGGACACCCCUACGCUCUGGCUGUUUUUGAGGAUCGGAUCUACUGGACAGACAGAGACAGGGCAGCAGUCUUCAUGGCCAACAGGCUGACCGGUCAAGACAUCCACACCUUGGCUGAAAACCUAAAUGAUCCCCACGACAUUGUGGUCUUCCACCAACUCCGGCAGCCGCAAGGCCCAGACAGCUGUAAUCUGGGCAGCGUGGCCAAUGGAGGCUGUGAGUACUUGUGUCUUAAGGCUCCACAGAUAACCGAGCAUUCGCCCAAAUACACCUGCGCCUGCCCCGACGGACAGGACCUGGGGCCCGAUAUGAGGGGCUGUGUGCCAGCAGCACCAAGAAGCGACACAACACUGACAUCCACACCUCCCACCAGGCAUACACCUGGCACCAGAGCAACUGUUGCUGAAGACUUCCCUCCGCCGUCGGGGGGAAUAUCGCAGGCGGACGCCACCCCCCAUUUGACCACGGCUCCCUCUGGUGCCCCAGAGCUCCUCACACCUCUCUCCACUCUCAAGCCUGUGUCAUCGCAGGAGUCAAAGGCUUUGGGCUCCCACUCUACAGCCACUGCCAUGGUCAUCUCCACGACGCCUGCAGGGGACAGCAGUGUGUCACAACACUCUGGAGGUGAGCAUUUCCUCAUGGGCGAGAAUUUGACAGUGGCUGUUUUGGGAGUGGUCAUCCCCAUCGUUCCUAUCGUUGCCACAGUGGUGUUUGGCCUGGUCUGUGCCGGAGUCUACCUGGUGUGGCGUAACUGGCGGCGCAACUCCACCAAAAGCAUGAACUUCGACAACCCCGUCUACCGCAAGACCACCGGCGAGGGCGAGGAGGACGAGAUCCACAUCGGGCGGACUGACGGCAUGGGGCACCACGCGCACCAUCACCCGUACCCGCAGGGCGUCAGCAUGGGAGUUGUGGGAGCAGGAGGUGGAACUUGCCCGCAGUUCAUCGCCCUGCCGCUCGGGGGCAGCAUGCCCGACCCGGGGACUCACUGGUACACGGAGCAGCCCAUGCUCUCCACUGCGAAGUGACCCACAGGGGCGACUUCUGGAGAAGAUGGCCGCUCAGGCACACGCACACAUAGUGAGGUCAGGGGUGACUUGGACUGAGUUUGUUGAAGGGACAAACAACAUAUCAUCAAAUGUUACAUGCAACCAUUCACAGCCAUGUACUAUGCCAAUUUCCAUUUGAAAAACACCUGUAUUAAAUGAGACGAACAUGAUCCUUAAUAGAAGUAAUUUCAUACCUUUCCUGUGCUGGAACUGGAUCUAUUUUUUCUCCAGUAAUUGCUGAGAAUUGAUUACAGAAUUAUUAAUGUGUGCUAAUCUGGAAUAUGGAGUCAGACUAGUUCCAGUUUUGACUUGUCUUUUACAUUGAUAGCUGAGUGAGGUGUGUGCUGUGUGUCCUACAUUUUGUGACAGGGCUAGUGAGAGGUUAUGUUUCGUCCUUGAUGUAUUAUUUUGGGCUUUGUGUUAUUCACAAACACUGUUUAGGGAGGAGAAGGAGCUCUGAAAGUGGGGCAGCGCCUGCGUUGAUGGGACAAUCUGUACAGAUUCAUGUUAGAAUCAAUCAUAAAUUAGCCAUUGAUGGAGCUCUCUUGUGUAUUUAACGUUUUCCUGGAUCCGUUUGUUUUUGUGAGAUUUUUUCAUUCUCUGACUGAUUUUAAAGAAAGUUUACCACCCGCAUUUUGUGCUUUCUCUCUGGUUCAGAGGCUGUAGUGUUGAGUUGUUAAGAGUGCAGUUGAACACAGUUGAUUUGGGGGGUUAUGUUUUUAUCUGACCUCCAACACCCCAGAGUUUUGGAGAGUACAGCAAGUUUGCAGACUGGAAAGGAGAAAAUGGACACAUACAGUACUGUCAUUUUCUAUGUGAGCAGAGAGGUUGUGAGUUUAGAAGUGUGAGAAGUGGAUUUUACGCAAGAGUUCUGUCUCUUUUACUGUGACUUUUUUAGAUGUUAAAUGGUUUGGGAGAAGCAAUAGAUUGCAGCUUUUAGUCAGGCCACAGUGUUACAUGUUUGACAAAAAUCCUCGCGUGUUAAGAAUUUUAUUUGAUCACCUGCUUUUGACUGUGACAGAUGUGGACAUGAACACACACGGGGUGCAGUGUUAGCUAACUCAUGUUGUUCUCCAGAGGACGCAGACAAAUGCAUGCUUGCCCUCUUAAAACACAAACAGCAUGCAUAAUUGCUCACCAACUGACAAUGCAGCCAUUCAUUGUUCCCAGCAAGAUACACACACAUUCACAAAAGCGAGCUAGAUUCCAUGCCUGCUCUCCUCCAAUGGCCAAUAUCUGAGCAGACAGUUUUGGAUAGUGCCGUGUGGGUGGGCCCAGCUGGUGGCUGCAUGAUGAGAGCGACCUGCUAUGUGAUGUAACCACAGAAAACAAAAAACAGACUCUGAUGUAAUGAGGUUGAGGCCAACUUGUCCUGUCAGUGAACAUGUUUCAUGCUGGUUUAGUCCCGUCAUUAAUGCUGUUACAUAGACCUUAAAAGUCUAGAAGAGUGUGUGCGCUGGUGUGUGUGUGUGUUCAUUAUUAUGCAUGAGAGUGCUAAUGUUCAUCCCACAGCCAUAUUUGAAACUGUUUUGUAUGCUCUUUGUUGCACAACCCUCUUAGAAUGCCUUCUGUAUUGUGUAUUGCAUGGAAGAAAACAGUGUAUGAAGGUGUGUGGAUACACAGGUGUGUAAGUGCGUGUGUGCAUUGUAUGUGUGUGAGAGUGUAUGACACUGGAGAAGCUCUGAGGGUGCUUUUUGAUUCAUUGAUUUGUAAAUAUGUUUUCAUAAGGUUUUUGAUAAUGUAUUAUACAAUUAUGUAAAAGAAAAGAUGUACAUAAGAUUUUAGAUAAAAGUGUUGACAGGUAUAUUAAUUUAUUUGUAUAAAGGAGAGCACUGCAUUCCCUGAUUGUAAGAAAUUUGAAUUAUCCACCAAAGUGGUUUGUGUUGUUUCUUGCUGUGCAUCAUUUAGCAUCUUUUUUGUGUGCAACUCUUCUUUCUUUGUUAGCCCACGUAAUACAUGGUGUCCCCCUCUCAAAAAGAAACUCCCACAUCUUUGCAAUGCUUCCCCACCUAGGUGUUAAUGAGAUGAUUGAUUUUGUUUAUUUGUGCCUUUGUUUACUUUUUUCAUUUUCCUCUUUUUCAUUAAAAGGACAGGGAUCAGCCAGCUAUUGUACAUGCAAAGAUAUACUGUAAUAAGACCAAACUGGUUCCACUUUUUGAUUUUCUGUAAUGGAUUACUUUUGAAUAUCUCUAUAUAUUGAUAUAUAAAAUCUGACCGAAACGUU
This is a messenger RNA of Lates calcarifer (barramundi perch), 5334 nucleotides long. RefSeq names its product low-density lipoprotein receptor-related protein 8. Gene Ontology annotation, molecular function: protein binding; calcium ion binding. NCBI's taxonomy places the organism in Eukaryota, Metazoa, Chordata, Actinopteri, Centropomidae. The coding region runs from base 117 to 3089 and encodes 990 amino acids. The record is from RefSeq and is a predicted model, not a curated record. The transcript is spliced from 18 exons.